This is a messenger RNA of Trichosurus vulpecula (common brushtail), 2466 nucleotides long. It is a transcript of the gene RPL7L1, whose product is annotated as ribosomal protein L7 like 1. Bases 108 to 851 code for a protein of 247 amino acids. Gene Ontology annotation, cellular component: cytosolic large ribosomal subunit. Gene Ontology annotation, molecular function: RNA binding; structural constituent of ribosome. The transcript is spliced from 7 exons. Lineage: Eukaryota; Metazoa; Chordata; Mammalia; Diprotodontia; Phalangeridae. Gene Ontology annotation, biological process: maturation of LSU-rRNA from tricistronic rRNA transcript (SSU-rRNA, 5.8S rRNA, LSU-rRNA). The record is from RefSeq and is a predicted model, not a curated record.
UUACAGUAGACCAACUCUAUGGUCAAAUUAGCCUAGAAGGGUCAGCGUGAGCGUCUCUUUACGGAACGGCGCGCAGCUGCGCAUGCUCAGCAAGAGACGCAGGAAAGAUGGCAGAACCUGAGCCCAGAAAAAAGAUUCCUUUGGUUCCAGAGAACCUCCUGAAGAAGAGGAAAGCUUACCAAGCACUCAAAGCAACUCAGGCUAAGCAAGCUCUUUUGGAAAAGAGGAAGCAAAAGAAAGGGAGUCAGCUCAAAUUCAGGCGCCUCGAAUCAUUUGUCCAUGAAUCCCAUCGGAUCAUCCGUGAUGUAGCUCGUCUCAAGCGCCUGGAUUGGAAGCCUGAGCGCUAUGUGCUAAAGGAUGCACAUCGUCUGGCCUUUGUAGUCCGUAUGGAAAGGAUUAAUGGCGUGAGUAACCAGGUGACAAAGACAAUAGAGGAACUUCGUCUGAAGAAAAUUUAUAGUGGCGUCUUCGUUAAAAUGACCCCAACUUCCUUAAAGAAACUUCGAAUUAUAGAGCCUUAUGUAACUUGGGGAUAUCCUAACCUAAAAUCUGUCCGUGAGCUCAUUCUGAAACGGGGACAAGCCAGGAUAAAUAAUAAGAAAGUCUCUCUAACAGAUAAUACUCUGAUUGAGGAGCGUCUAGGGAAAUUUGGCAUCAUUUGCCUGGAAGAUAUCAUCCAUGAAAUCUGCUCAGUUGGGGAACAUUUCUCCCAGGUCUCGAGGUUCCUGUGUCCUUUCCCUCUGUCGGUGGCCCGCCAUGCUGCCAAGAACAGAGUGGGCUUUCUCAAGGAAAUGGGCAAACCUGGCUACCGAGGUGAAAGCAUCAAUCACAUCAUUCGGCAGCUGAACUAGGCCCAGGAUCUCAGAAGAUUUAUAUCUUUUCUGAGUUUAUACCCAAUAUCUUCAAAGAAGAUUUCUUUUCUGCUGGAACUUUGUCUGGACACUAAUGAGAUAGGAAGAAAAGAGGAUCACCUAUAUAGAAGGAACUUUUCCACCUUCUAUACUUUUCCUCAAGGGAGAAACCAUAUUGGUUUAUCCAGCUGGCUUCAUCUUGGAUUAAAGUCUCAUGACCAGCAAAGAGGAGGCUGUACUUCAUAUUCUGGGAUUGGAAGCCAGAUUGAACCCUUCCUAGUUUUUUCAUGGUGGCCUCCCAUCCAGAGAGCAGUCAGUUGUUAGCCACGUGUGAUUCUCUACUCCGAGGGUUGAGUGUUGUGAGAUACGCUUUGUCAUUCUGCUCUUCACUUAAACAGGACAAUGGGACCUGAUCUGGGUUGUGAAAUGACUUUCAAAUAUAAUGGGCCAUCAUGUCUGGGACUCUGUGUUUUUAAUGAUACCUACAUGACUUUGAGGGUCCUUCCUAGCAAUUGUGUUAGUGAGCUUCCCGUGCUUCGGCACCACUCUGAAGGUCCUGUUCCUUUUUGCCAUUAAAGUAGAGGUAUUGACUGUAGUCUGCAACUAAACACUUUCUGUAUUAAUAUGAAUCAAAUUUACUCUGCUUUUCAUCACCCUUAUUUUGUGGUCUUCUCUUGCCCCUUGUCUUUUUCCCACAAUCUAAGGUAAUUAUUGAAGUAUCCAUAAGGGGUAGUAAUAAUAAGUUUACAAAGCACUGUACUUAGGUGGGUUCUGUCAUUUAAUCCCCAGAACAGCCCUCUGGAGCAAAUGCUUCUUAAACACUUUAGUACAAUGAGAAGUCUCAGAGAAUUGAAGUGACUUUCCGAGGGUCACAUGGCUGGGAAAUAUCUGAGGUGGAAUUCAAACCCAGGUCUUCCUGAUCCUAAGUUCAGCGCCAUCUACAACACCGAACAGGUAGAGGUGUUAGCCAAGAUUUCACAUAUGGUCUAAGUAAUUAUGCCCACCUUUGUGACCCUGGUAGAGAAGAUGAAACAAGCACUUGGGAGUUGCUUAUGUGGUGAGCACUUUAUAGUGGUUCUCCCAUUGGAUCUUGUUUUGGGAACAUGUUAGGAACUUACUCCCCAGCUUUCCAGGCAGCUUUUACCCCUUAAAUCCAUCUCCCUUUUUCUGACACUAUUUAAGAUGCAGAACAGGCAUCUUUGGCACUUGAGAAAUAUGAAGCAGCAAAAUUCUUAACCUAGGCUGCCAUCUAGUGAAUGAAGUCUGGUGACAAAUGCAUUUGUGUUUCUCUGUAAGAGUGCCACCAUUUGCUUCUUUUCGAUGAAAGAAAAGCAAUCUUGAAAUUUUGGAGAUAAAGUCCCCUGGAAAACUGAGUAGGUUUGUGCUAAUUUUAUGGCUAAUGGUUUAACUAAGUGGGGAACUAGCCAAGGACUCCCUUUUCCCAGGCUACCCCACUUGCUGGGAACUGUCUUAACUGGUAUAUUUUUGUUAGGGUUCCUAUCUUUCAGGUAUCAUCAACUUUAAGACUAUUAAAGCUAUUUAAAUAGAAACAAAAGGAUGUCAUUUGUACGACCGGUUCCUGAAGUGCAGAUUAAAAACUUUACAUACUACUGAA